Molecule: messenger RNA, 2236 nt
Organism: Schistocerca americana (American grasshopper)
Lineage: Eukaryota; Metazoa; Arthropoda; Insecta; Orthoptera; Acrididae
Product: BRCA1-associated RING domain protein 1-like
Exons: 10
Coding region: 62-1969 (635 amino acids)
Molecular function (GO): protein binding
Source: RefSeq, a predicted model, not a curated record
UUGUGUACACAAGGAAGAAGUGUGUUUGUUAUUAUUUGAUUUAUUUGUUUCAUUGUGAAAUAUGUUGACAGAUCGUUGUGACUGGACGGAAACGAAGAAAGUUCUGGAGGAUCUGAAAGAAAAAUGUAUAUGUUAUGUAUGUAAACAAGUAUCCAAAUCACCACACGAAUAUGAAUGCAGUCACUUCUUUUGUGAGAACUGCAUCAAUUGGAGCCGAAAUGCUUGCCCAGUGUGUGGUGUCCCAUCGCAUGCAGCAGUAAUAGUUCCUGACCGCUGUAUAAGCAGUUGUAUUGAAGUACUAAAUACAUUCCAUUCUCUUCUGUCUCCUGAAAGUGAUCCAUUAUCAGAAGAUUUACACUCGAAUGAGGGGUGUCGGCAACUGACAACUGCAGUUGACAGUGUUGGUCUACCACAGAAGACAGCACGUUUAAAGUCAUCAAGAAAUUCAUCAGCUGUUAAAACCUAUUCAAGAAAAUCUAUGCAGAAGAACAAUGAUGAUCAACAUUAUUCUCAUCAUAAGAUAAAGGAUGAUACAUGUGAACAAAGGGAAACUGAUGAUUUUACUGUUAAAUCAAAAAUUGCUGCAGAAGCUGUCAACGUGCAGAAUAAACGGCCUCCGAAACGUUCGGUCAGUAAAGGUCGCAGAUCCAGGAAGGCAUCAGGUAGCAACUCUGUAACAAACUCUGAUGAACCAUUAGUAACUCAGAGGACCAGUAGAGAAAAAUCAAAAAGUAAAAAGACAGCUCAUUCUCCUAAGGCUACAUCAGCAAAAGAUAAAAGAAAUGCAAAGGGUGAAACACCUCUGCAAGUUGCAUGUAUAAAGUCGUUUGGGCAGACUUCUCGUCCAGGGGUUCCAACCACUGAAAUGCUCAGGCAGCAUAUUGAAGCAGAACUUCCAAGGCAGAAGUAUUACACACCUGGAGACGCUGCUCGAGUGAAAUCACUUUUGGAUGAAGGCGCCAAUCCAAACACAAAGGAUUUUGCAGGUUGGACACCACUACAUGAAGCUGUGCAAUCAGGAAAUUUUACCAUAACAGAGUUGCUGGUAAAGGCUGGAGCUGCUGUGAAUGCAACUGGUGCAGGAAAUACUACUGCUUUGCAUGAAGCUGUGGAAAGUAAUAAUAUAGACAUUGUGAAGUUGCUGGUUUCACAAGGAGCAUGUGUUAAUGCCCGUAAUGCGUACGGUUUAUCUCCUCGUGAUGUUGCACGAACUGACGAAAUUAAGGCUAUACUUAAUGAGAAUAUAAGAACUGAGCCUGUGGAAGUGGAAGAAAACAUAGCAAGCUUUGAUGCCAGUAACACUGUCAUUCUUGCAUCUGGCCUGUCUGAUGACCAGGAGAAGGAUCUCAGGAAGUUCGUUGAUGCAUUUGAUUUCCAAGUUGUAGAAAAUUAUUGUUCUGAAGUUACUGCCAUCUUAACAAACACUGAAGAUGGACAAGUGUGUUCACUGACGUUACCUGUUCUUUGUGGUAUCAUGCAAGGGAAAUGGAUUGUUAGUUUUGACUGGGUACGCAAAUGUACAUCAGAAAAUAAGAUAGUUGAUCAUAAACCAUUUGAGGCUAAAGGAACAUUGGCUUUUCCUAAUUCUGAUGCUCCAAGGAAAGGAAGACUGACUAACAUUCAGCAGGUUCCAAGCAUCUUCAAUGGCUGUUACAUUUAUGUUAUGCAUGGUGGAGUGUGUACUGUGCAUGGAUUGAACAUGAAUAAAAAAGAUGUUACAACACUUAUACAGAUGGGUGGUGGGACAGUACUGUACAGGGAACCUAAUCCAGAAUCAAUACCUGAAAGUGAGUGCACAGUUCCGUUCCAUGCUGCUGGUGAUGGUCCUCUGGCAAAGUGUUCACAUUACAUCAUAUAUAAGCCAGGAAAAACAGAGCCUCAGCUCAAAUACAACAUGAAACAUGUUAAGACUCUGCCAGUAGACUGGCUUAUUUCUUGCAUAGAAAAAUUUGAGCUAAGUCUCCCUUAAAAGAAAGGAUAUGGGGCAGCUUUGGAAAAAUCUCUUGGACUUGUGACUACAGUUGAAUGUGUGGCACAUGAGAGAACUGCAGUGAUGCAUUUAUUUGUUAAGUGUUAAAUACUGUAAAUGGAAAAUACAUGUACAUAUGCUGAACACUGUACAGUUUUGAUGUUAUUAGAGCAUAACCAACAUUUUGCGAGUUACUGUUGACAUAGUGUUUUUGCACUGGCAAUAAUGUUAUUUGCUUUGAUGAAAUAAAUAUACCUGAGGUAAUAA